GUCGCGAGAGUCCCCCAGGCGAGCAUUCCCAUGCAGACCCGUCCUGCUCAAUCGCGACAGCCUUGUUCGCCACGAACGCGCCCGAAAUAGAAGGCUCAAACGCGAGGAAGGGGGAACACGACCCUGGGAGUGAUCGGACGCCUUUCUUCAGCGUUCCUCUUUGGGAAGACAAUAAAAGGCGCAGAGUCAACGCGGAAGCACCUCCAUUCAUUCUUGCCCGGACAGGAAGGUCCGAGCACAAUGGGGCCUUGUGCCAUUGACCUACUUCAACCCUCAGACGCGCCCCGGCGAACCACUAUGCACGGCGGCCCCCCUCGCCCAUCCUGCAUCCGCACCGAUUAUGCCCACCUCGACCGUGCCAUACGAAAUCCUAUUCGACUUUGUGAACGACACGGCUGAGUCGACGAUGAUACGGGUACUACGACAAGACACUGGGACGCGGACAGGCGCGGCGAUGCUGUUGAAUAGCGGCGAGAACCUCUCGCUCGUCCUCACCGCCGGGACGCCAUAUAAAUACGCGUUGGUGCAGGGAGGCACGGAGGUGGUACUCUCGGUGAAGGUCUGGCAGGACACGCAGUACUGCACUUCGAGCGCAUUCAGGAGAUCGCGAUCUGGGGGAGGGAAAAUGGGCGAUCCGGGAAAGACGGGCGUCGCUGUAGUGUCACUAGACCACCAAUUCUCGAACGGCAGCUAAGGGCCAAGCCCUUUCCUCCGACCAUCUCAUAUCUAUCCAUGCAUCUGCGAGCGAGCAGCUCUCCGGCCGAGUCUGGCAACCAUCCUUGCAGCAUCUUAAUGUAUACCACGUU
Messenger RNA from Fomitopsis serialis, 806 nucleotides. RefSeq lists its product as uncharacterized. The record is from RefSeq and is a predicted model, not a curated record. Bases 341 to 694 code for a protein of 117 amino acids. NCBI's taxonomy places the organism in Eukaryota, Fungi, Basidiomycota, Agaricomycetes, Polyporales, Fomitopsidaceae. The transcript is spliced from 3 exons.